AUGGAGAAAACCGCAAAUGGCAGCUACGCCUACAGCGGGUACUUGUACGACAUCUGGAAACUGCUUGCCGGGAACCUGAACCUUCAAUACCGAAUGGUGGAGCCGGAAGGAUGGGGGUUCGGCAGCUGCUACCCCAACAGCACUUGUACUGGCAUGGUUGGCGAACUGUUUUACGGCAGGGCCGACGUGGCGCUGACCUGGCUCCUCGACCGUCCAGAUCGCGCUGCUGUUGUUGACUUCAUCCACGUCCCGAUCGAGGAGAACUACGACGCCUUUCACAUUGUUGGAGGGACUGCAGAUGUUCCUCAAACUGCUGCACAGAUGGCGGGAUCGUUACUGAGGCCGCUACACGCCCACGUAUGGUGGGCAGUGCUUGGUGUGCUGCUUGUCCUCUCUGUGGCACUUCGAGUCGUCAUUUACUUCAAUCAGGGCUAUGGAGAAAGGAGCCAGACUGUGACCGAGAUGACGUUUGGCUCUUGUCUGUUCUACAACUACAUGUCUCUAGUUGGACAGAGCUGGGCCAUCGUACCAACCUCAUCAUCAGCCAGGAUCGUGACCAUCAUCAGCUGGAUGAUCAACAUCAUCAUCGUAAGCAGCUUCACGGCCAACCUGAUCUCGGAUCUCGCCGUGGUCACCGUGUCUCGUCCGAUCGGCAGUCUUCGCGAGUUCACGGAGCAGCCAGACUGGAAGCUGGCCAUACGACCCGGUCACGGUGUGCUAUACGAUUGGCAGAUGAGCCGCGACCAGUACGAGCGAGAGCUCUACCGAAGGAGCUCCAUUCAUGAUAGAGUCAUUGAACUGGAUAACGCUCAGCUGUUUCAGAUAACCAUUCAACCGAAGGUGAUGACUUUUUUCGAUAUAAAACACCUGAAGUUGACGAUAGGAGAUGCCGCAUGUUCCCUCGUGCCACUUCUGGAUCAACCGGCAAAGCUCACCCCCAACUACUUUGCGAUCGCUAAGGGUCAGCCAGCACUGAGGAGACUCAUGUACGCCGAACUUCUGAGGAUGUCUGAAAUGGGCCUGAUUGGGCAUCUAAAGCGCAGGAGAUUCAGCCGCAUCGAGAACAUGUGCACGUCCUCAUCGGACACCAAGGCCAUGUCUUUGGGGAACACCCUGGCCUCCAUCGCACUGGUUCCUCUGGGGGUGGUCCUCGGCCUCGCUAUCGCCGUACUGGAGAACCUCUGGGCCAGGGCUGUCACUAAACGGCAUGUCACCGGGGCAGUCGACAGACAGCACUUUAUAGUCAUGAAACUGGUGUCAUGA
Amphibalanus amphitrite is the source of this 1263-nucleotide messenger RNA. Its product is annotated as glutamate receptor 1-like. Gene Ontology annotation, molecular function: glutamate-gated receptor activity. The transcript has a single exon. The coding region runs from base 1 to 1263 and encodes 420 amino acids. The record is from RefSeq and is a predicted model, not a curated record. Lineage: Eukaryota; Metazoa; Arthropoda; Thecostraca; Balanomorpha; Balanidae. Gene Ontology annotation, cellular component: membrane.